AAAACGAUUUGUGUAAAACGUAGGAACAGACUAUGAGUAAAUCAAAGAAUUUACUUGAAAACGAAAGGGAACAAAUCGUAAGGCUGCGAAAGCAAAGUAAAACCUUCACCGAAAUAGCCGAAAUAGUGAACAGGUCAGAAACGGCUUGUAAGUAAGCUUGGUAUACAUUUUUAAAGACAGGCAUGUAUUGCGAUCAACCGAAAAGCGGAAGACUACGGGAAACAACCCCGAAAAUGGAUCGCCAGAUUCAUCGAUUGAGCGAAAAGGAUCGUUUUCGUAGUGCAAAUAAUAUUGCUGCAGAGAUAAACUAUAAAAACGAUACACAAAUUAGUGUUAGAACUGUUAGGAAAAGAUUAGGAGACUUUAACUUAAGAGGGCGAAAACCUCCAAAAAAACCACUGCUGAGUUCGAGGAAUCAAAAAAGACGACUUGCAUUUGCCAAAGCUCAUAAGCAUUGGACAAGUGAAGAUUGGCAAAAGGUAUUAUUUUCAGAUGAAUCGAAAUUCAUACGCGUCUGUUCUGACGGGAUACGGUACGUUAGACGUCGAAUUGGCGAAAGUUUGAAAACACGGUGCGUUUUAAAAACUCUUAAACAUGGUGGUGGAAACGUUGUGGUGUGGGCGUGUUUUUCUCGAAGCGGUCCUGGUCCGAUAUGUCGUAUCAAUGGAAUUGUGGACCGUUUUCAGUACAUGGACAUACUCAAGAACAUAAUGUUGCCUUUUGCACGCAACAAUAUGAGUGAUGAUUUUAUUUUUCAAAAUGAUAAUAAUCCGAAGCACACGGCUCAAGUUGUGAAACAGUUUUUUCAAGAAGAAAAUAUUACCGUGCUGCCGUGCCCGUCGCAAUCACCAGACAUUAAUCCAAUCGAAAACUUGUGGAGCAUCAUAAAAACAACAGUACCAGGCUAUAAACCGAAAAAUUUAAAUGAACUUUACUCUACAAUUGAAACAGCUUGGAGUAAUAUUACGGUAGAUCAAUUUCCUCCAGAUAGGAGUGAACAAGAAGAUAACCCGGCAGAUGACAGGCAAACAAGUCAGAUGCAUCGGGUUUUGCUGGAUUCCACGAAUCAGUUAACAAAUCUACGUAACAUCUCUGUCGAUCAUGUGCCACCGGUAGAUUUUAGUGAGCCAGCGAUAUUGAACACAGAAGCUGCGUUAAGUUCUGAUAUUUUAGAUAUUUUUGGUAAGCGUAUCUGCGAAGAAAGAGUCUUCGCUCCUCCAGUUCAUAAAGAUCUGGUGGUACGCUACGAAGAUGUUAUUAAGGAGGGCCUGUCGGAGGAAAUUAGAGUAGAGGUUCUGAAGAAAUAUCCAUCACCUAACAACUGUACGUCCAUUGAUCCUCCUAAACUAAAUCCUGAGUUCAAAUUUGUUGUCCAGGAGUUGGUUUCGAAGAGGGAUGACCGCAUUCGGAAAAAACAGGAAAAGAUUACUGUUUCUUUGGGUCUCGCUUUGGCAAGCAAUGUCUAUUGCUGUGAAGGGGAAAGACAAUCCUAA
Messenger RNA from Hylaeus anthracinus, 1493 nucleotides. RefSeq names its product transposable element Tcb2 transposase. Gene Ontology annotation, molecular function: DNA binding. NCBI's taxonomy places the organism in Eukaryota, Metazoa, Arthropoda, Insecta, Hymenoptera, Colletidae. The transcript has 3 exons. The record is from RefSeq and is a predicted model, not a curated record. Gene Ontology annotation, biological process: DNA transposition; DNA integration. The coding region runs from base 183 to 1493 and encodes 436 amino acids.